AUGUGGUUCCUCAAGUUCAUCGCUCUUUUCGUGAUUCUUCGCCAAUGUGGGGCUGAGACUUGUACGGAGAAAGCAAACUACGUGUUCGAACAUGAACUGGCGUCGAGGAAGCUGGAGGUUGUUGUUGGAUUGGAUACGUAUCAACCAACUGCCUUCAUCGACGGCGAGUUGAGCAAACAAGUUGAAGAUGGAGGAUUCAAGUCAGUUAUCGACAGGUUGUUGUUGUUGGAACGAGAACGAUUUAGAUUUUUGUUGAAGGAAGUGUUCGACAGCUUUGGCAUUGUGGUAAUUCUUUAAUUAUUUGGAAAAUUUUGAGGAAGUUGAGGUGGAUAUUGUUUUAGAAGAGGUGUAGGUAUCACCGUUAGUUUUUUGAUGUUUAGGUUAUUAGAUAUUGGAAUUUUUAUCAUAAAAAGCUUUUCUAUUAGGUUUUUUAUUAUUUUAGUCAGAAAAUUGACGAUUUAUUAGCUUUUUGAGUUAUAAAGUUGAGAUUUCCGUUGGCAUACAUAGGUGAUCUACUAUAAUGUCUUUAUCUUCUUUAUAAUUGAAAAACAGGAAGUUUUAAUUAAGAAAAAUUGUUAAUAUAACAUUUAGUUUAUUGAUUUUGUUAUUUGUUAAAAAUUGUAUUCUAGUUUGUUUAUUUUCAAAUGUGUCUAAUCGAUAUUGUUUUAGGUAUACCCAUCAUUCGUGAACUAUACGAUUUUGGCCGAAACUCUCCGCUAUAAGCACCGCCACUUUUGUGAUGAGAAUGAAAACACUCAAACCUGCUACGAUGUGCUUCAUAAGGUGAAGAAAGCUUAUGAAUCUUCAGCUGAAACUCAAUUGUUAAACGUCACUAGACUUUUGAAUGGAACUUUGCCUCAUCUGGAGGACAAAACCUUUUUCGAGAUUCCUUCUGGCACCUGCACCAAGCCAUUGAAGUCUGAACUCUUAAAGAAUGAGACCCAACUCACUGGCCAACAAAUCGUUCUUCAUUACAACUUGUUCUGCGCCGAGAAGUUCUACAAGAAUUGCCGUGCCACCGGGUUUAUCAACAUGUUCUUGGGAGGUAGCGAACGAUUGUGUCUAGAUAAGGAUUGUUACAAGUUUGGUAGUUGUCGUGAAGUUCAGGGCAUGAAUGUUUGUGUUAAUUAA
Bursaphelenchus okinawaensis is the source of this 1131-nucleotide messenger RNA. The record is from the annotation of a GenBank genome assembly. NCBI's taxonomy places the organism in Eukaryota, Metazoa, Nematoda, Chromadorea, Rhabditida, Aphelenchoididae.